Molecule: messenger RNA, 2216 nt
Organism: Bradysia coprophila
Lineage: Eukaryota; Metazoa; Arthropoda; Insecta; Diptera; Sciaridae
Product: CTP synthase-like
Biological process (GO): CTP biosynthetic process; pyrimidine nucleobase biosynthetic process
Cellular component (GO): cytoophidium; cytoplasm
Molecular function (GO): CTP synthase activity; identical protein binding
Source: RefSeq, a predicted model, not a curated record
GACGUCACAACUGUCAUAGGUCAAAAUAUUAUCAUUCGCAAAGAGAAACGUGCUUCGGAUUGUGGUUGUGUGUCACGUCACAUACAUGGCUCUGUUUUAAGUGUGUACAUAUUAUGUGCAGUCGAUUAACACCUCUAGUGCGUUUAGUUAGUAGCUACAGUCGACAAAAAAUGAAAUAUAUUUUAGUAACUGGAGGUGUCAUCAGCGGAGUGGGAAAAGGAGUUAUAUCUAGUUCGUUUGGAACGUUGCUGAACAGUUGCGAUAUUCCGGUCACGUCUAUAAAAAUUGAUCCGUACAUAAAUAUUGAUGCUGGAACUUUUUCACCAUAUGAGCACGGCGAGGUAUUCGUAUUGGAUGACGGCGGAGAGGUGGACUUGGACCUCGGAAACUAUGAACGCUUUCUCGAUAUCACACUGCACAGUGAGAAUAACAUUACUACCGGAAAAAUCUAUCAACAAGUCAUCCAAAGGGAACGACGUGGCGACUAUUUGGGAAAAACGGUUCAGGUCAUUCCGCAUAUCACGAAUGCCAUUCAAGAGUGGGUCGAACGUGUGGCUAACAAACCUGUGAAAGAGAACAUCACACCGCAAGUGUGCAUAGUCGAAUUGGGUGGUACAAUCGGCGAUAUCGAAGGAAUGCCAUUCGUUGAAGCAUUCCGACAAUUCCAAUAUCGAAUUGGCCGUGAAAAUUUGUGUUGCGUUCAUGUGUCGUUGAUUCCGACGCCCCGGUCGACAGGCGAACCGAAAACUAAGCCAACGCAAGCGAGUGUACGCGAACUUCGACGGCUCGGUCUGACACCCGAUCUAAUUGUAUGCCGUUCCGAAAAAGCUGUACCACAAGAUGUCAAAGAAAAGAUCAGUAUGUACUGCGAUGUGGCAGCCAACGAAGUAAUUUGUAUUCCCGAUAUGUCCUCCAUAUAUCAUGUACCACUGAUUAUGGACGCGCACAACAUCAUCGACUUUUUAAAAGAUCGACUCAAACUUGACAUCAAAUCUCCCAGACCAAUCAAAUACCUGCACCAGUGGCGAGAUUUGGCCAAGAAAAUGGACAAAAUAACGCGAGAAGUGAAUAUAGCAUUGGUGGGAAAGUACACCAAAUUAGAAGAUUCGUACGCAUCCGUUACGAAGUCCUUACAACAUGCGGCUACUUCGGCUGGCUACAAAUUGAAUUUGAAAUUCAUUGAUGCAUCGCAUUUGGAUUAUAAAACGAAAUUCGAGGACCAGACCAAAUUUCACGAAGCCUGGCUGAUUAUGUCGCGCAGCGAUGGUGUUAUUGUACCGGGUGGUUUCGGUUCACGUGGCAUGGAAGGAAAGAUUUUAGCGGCUAAAUGGUGUCGAGAGAAUAAAAAACCGUAUCUGGGUAUCUGUUUGGGACUGCAAGCUUCGGUCAUUGAAUUUGCACGGAACGUACUUCAUUUGGAGAAAGCCAACACAACCGAAAUAGACCCCGACACUGAACACAAGCUGGUGAUUGACAUGCCCGAAUUUACACCAGAAGACAAAGGUGGCACAAUGCGUCUUGGAGCUAGGACAAGCGUGUUUAGAAAUAAUGACACAAGUGUCAUAAGACAACUGUACGGCAACAAAAGUUCCAUCAAAGAAAGGCAUCGUCAUCGCUACGAAGUAAAUCCAAAUUACGUUGACGAAUUGCAGAAACAUGGACUGCAAUUUGUGGCUACUGAUACUGAAGGAAAACGUAUGGAAGUAGUUGAACUGGAUGAUCUUCCAUAAUAUGUGGCAUUACAAUGCAUCCGGAAUAUCUUACUCGACCACUGUAACUGUGUCUGCCGUUUUUAAGCUUAAUUUUGUGAUAUGAGUAGUGUUAGCUAACUAGUUCAGAUUUAAGAAUUACGAAUCAGCAAAAAUGACAACAAUGAAUCCGUUUAGUGUCUGUCUAAACUAAAUGCACUAAAUGUUAGAACAGUGACGACAAAGAUCUUAUAACCAGCAUGACGUGAAAUAGAGUCACGAAUCAUAGUGUACGAGGUGUACGAUCGACGCUGCUAUUCAAUUAAACAUUUCAAUUUCAACAGAUGGGGAGGCAAGUCCUCGUAUUGAUGGGCAUAGUUCAUGUUUCAAACCGAAUGAAAAGGUUCAUAGUACAGAUGAAUCUGGAGAAAAUUAUAAAUAGAAAGCUUGGUCGUCUCACUGACUUUGGGAGACACAUAUUGUAGAAUUGUACGUUAAAUUCAUGAAAAUAAAGCAUUUUUGAAAGGA